Molecule: messenger RNA, 9031 nt
Organism: Paramuricea clavata
Lineage: Eukaryota; Metazoa; Cnidaria; Anthozoa; Malacalcyonacea; Plexauridae
Source: the annotation of a GenBank genome assembly
AUGGAAAUCAGUGCAGAUAACAUACAUGAUUUUGUUUUUCAACUGCUGACAACAAGCAAGAAUGCUGAGUAAGUUUAUACACUACUGAGCACAUAGAAAUUUAUACAGACUUAAGUAAAUAUUAAAUUUAUUUAUUUAGCUUUUGCAAAAAUUAAGUACCUUUUAUCAAAUGGGUUGCUUCAGAAAGAUCCACACUCCCCCAAGGGGGAAAUUUCUGCUGUCUGAAGGAAGUGGGGAGAAAAAUCUGUUUCUGAUAAUACUAAAUAGCUGGGUUGCCCAGAGGGGCGGGCAAAGGGGGCAAUUUGCCACAGGCUUAAGAGGGCCCCCAAAAGGGAAUUUUAGGGAGUGAAAGGGGCCCUCAAAAACUCCCAAGAGGGUAUUUUGUCCCGGGCCCCAAAAAAGCUCUGGGUGGCCCUGGAUAAUAGUAAAUAUAUAUUUAGGAUAUCUGAAGGGGAUAGAGAGGGGGGGGGGGAGGGCUAAUUUCCAAUUUCCCCUGUGGGUGGAGGUAUGGAUGUUUUCUGGAAUGACCCAAUAUAAGAACUACAAUCUUUAAAUCCAAUAUGAUCUUAAUUAAUGCUAAUAUUUUGGGCAUACUACAGAGCAGGUAAUCUUGAUCUGGGCCCAACCUAACCUGAAAUUCAGGCCCUAAUUUUAAAUAGGGCCUGACACAAAACUUGUCUAGACUGUGGGAUGCCCACAUGUUAUUUUUAGACAGUCAUGCAAUCUGAUUGACAAGUGUUGUAGAUUUCCACUGCACAAAAAAUUUAUAUUCUCAUGAACAUGUCUGCAGAGUGUGCAUUUUGCUUUUUAGUUAAACUUAAAAAUUCAAGGUACUUUUAUAUAAUUAAGAGUUCAGUUUCUCUAUUUAACCGAACAGCAAACAAAUAUUUAAUUAGUCUGUUCUGUGCACGGCUUGAAUGCCAAGCUUUCUCAAAGUCUCAACUUGCUGAACGCGGAUAUACUCUAACGGGCUAACAACAGCAACAACGAAAUUCUCAAUCGUACCACGAAGAAGGUGAUGUAGCUCAGAAAACACCCCUGGUUGGAAGGACCUGAUAAAUAAGACUUUUGCUGAAGCCAGUUGGCAGAACAGCAAAGACAUCUUGGCUGUCAACAACAAGCUUUCGAAUACAUUCACUAGUUUGGCUGUUCUUUCAGUGUCUUGUGUCCAAACUUCAUCAAAGAUUUUGAUAAAGCCCUUUCAAAAUACUGUUUGUUUGAUUUGUUUUCUACCAUAAAGCAUAAAAGAAAAAGAAAUUUGAUAAUGGAAUUUGAUACAUGAGUUUGACCUUAAUUAUCGCCUUGACCGAGCUAUUUUUAAAACUAUUGUUUAUGUGAACUUGCAACCAAUCAAAAUCUUUCAUGAUGCUGAUCAACCAAUCAGAUUUCCCGUCCACCAGAUGGAUGGGAAUCCCACAGUUUAGACAGGUUUUGUGUCAGGCCCUAUUUAAAAUUAGGGCCUGAACUUCCAAAUUCAUCAAUUAAACACAAAUAUAACCAAAUUCAUCAAUAUAACACAAGAAAUGCAUCAAAACUUCACAAAUGUUAUAAAAGAACAAAUUAUGCAGAACACACUCUCUCAAAUAAAGGAGUUGACGUAUGGAAUUCAUUAGAAACAAAAUUUAUAGAUAUAAAUUUCUACAGCACUUUCAAAAAGCAAAUUAAACAAUAUUUUUUACUAUACAAUGUAUAAGACAUGCUAUAAAACAUUCUGCUAUAUGACAAAAUUAAUAGUAUAUUGUAGUCUAAUUCUUAUAAGAACCCAAAUGCAUCUACAACAUUGGUAUUCACUCCUAUAAUAAAAACAAUUUCUCUUCUUUUUCUCUCUUGUAAAUAUAUUAUAUUCCUUUAAUAUUAUGAUUGACGGUAAGUAAUUUAUUACAUAAUAUAAUACAAACUAGCAUAACUAGAGACCUAAAUAAAAAGUCUACGAAGAUUUCUAGUAGGUCUCUAGCCCGCACUCUACAAUUAUUGUAAAUAUACUACACAUAAAUUUAUUGUACAGGUACAUGGGGAAAUUUUUAAAAUAUUAAAUAAAAUAAAAAUAAAUAAACUUCAGGUUAGGCCCAACCUGAUAGCCAUGAUAGGAACCCCUAAUUUGAAAGAGUGCCAAGACUUAAUUUAUAUUGGUUCAUUUUCUAAGGGGCCGUUGACAAUUACAUUUCAUCACACUUAAUGGCAAAUUGACCGGCUGCUUAAAUGUUGGGCAUAUGCUCAUUUUUUAGUACAAGUCCUCCAUGCUAAAAUGAUGAUGUCAUUACCAGCGCUGGGCCCAGCAAAAUCUUUCAGUAGCUCUGAAUCAUGGAAUAGUGAGCAUACAGAAGAUUGACUACUUAGCUUUGCCUAUGAUUUUGGUGUAACUGUUGCAAUGCUGUUGCCAUGUUCCUAGCCAGUGCACUCAGAGGCAUUCAUCCCCUGAAUGCCCUUUCAUAAGCACACUGGCUAGGAACAUGGUGAAUGCAUUUUGAUGAUGAGUCAUCAGAGAUGCCGGAACCACGGGUGCAGGUGCACCCCUUGCCUUUUGCAUUUUCAACUUUGUGGGUGCAGUGCGGGUGCAGAAUACGGGUGCACGUGAAACAUUUUCAUUAAAAUUGCAUUUUUUGCGCAAAGGGCAUUUUUGGAAAAGGAGGUCGCCAAAAAAAAUUUUUUAGAUGCCCUUUCAUUUUCAUUAGUGCCCUUUUGUUAAGGAAUAUGCCCUCUUGUUCACCAAUUGAACCCCUUGCCCUCAGCAACUUCCGGCAUCCCUGUGAGUCAUUGUGAAUCAUGGCAUGGUUAUGCUUUGUUGGCUGUGUUGACUUUCUGUAUCGUCUCUAUUCUGUGCCUGAAUAUCCACACUGCUGCAUUCAGUAGUUUUCAACAAGAUUUCUGGAGUGUGAAAGCUAAAACUCUAGUGGUAGGGGCACAGAACAGUUUCCAAGGCACACCAGAGUAGUGGAGAAAGUUGGAAGAUGGUUUUGACCAACUAGAUAUUAAAACAGUGAGAAUCAAUAAGAGUUUAGUUUGGAGAAAGUUGGAAGAUGGUAUUGACCAACUAGAUAUUAAAACAAUGAGAAUCAAUAAGAGUUUAGUUUGGAGAAAGUUGGAAGAUGGUAUUGACCAACUAGAUAUUAAAACAAUGAGAAUCAAUAAGAGUUUAGUUUGGAGAAAGUUGGAAGAUGGUAUUGACCCUCUGGUAUUGACCACCAACUGCAGUAUCAAUAAGAGUUUAGUUUGGAGAAAGUUGGAAGAUGGUAUUGACCCUCUGGUAUUGACCAACUGCAGUAUGGCUAAAAAUAUUUCGAUGUUUGCGAUAAUUAGAAAUCCCUGCUGCCCCUAGCAUAUUAUAAUAAAGUGUACAUGUGGCCAAUGAAUUUUUAUGAGGGAAAGUACAAAGUAAACGUAAUAUUAAUUAAGUAAACACAUCUUAUAUCAAGUUUCCAUAAAUGUUCUUGAUUUUUCCCAACAUUUUAAAUUUCCUUGGUUUUCUAAAUAUUAGGGAGGGUAAAUGCCCCAGCUGUCUUGUAUGUCUUUCCCUGCUGCCGUACAAUCCCUGACCUAUACAGAAUUUAGUUUUCCGCAUGUUUCAGUGCGUUUUUAAACUUAUUUAUACAUAAUUAUAUUUAUUAAAAACUUAGUAGGGUUUAAUUAACCCUUUUAGUGGCAAUGUGUGGUGAUUCACUCUCUGCCAGGCAAUUUUACUUGUCAACGGGAGAGUGGCACUCAAUAGGUUAAUCUUCUCCAUGUGCUCAUGAAGUGUACAGUCGUGUACAGAAGACUUGGUUGGCAAACAACCUUAAACAUAUCAGGGUAUAUAUAUUAAACUAGUGUUUGUAAUCCAAGUGAGUAUAUAUAUACAUUUUAAGACCUGACCAGGAACGACUGCGAAAAAUGCAGCACAAGGUCCUCUGGUAGGAAUUUAACCUACGGCCCUGUGAUUCCGGUGCAGCGCUUUAACCAACUGAGCUACAGAGGCCAGCUGUUGAGCUGUAACCGUAAGUUCAUGUAUAUAUAGGUGUGCGGGUUGUGAUAAGGUGGGCUUCAAUGAUCUGGUUUCUUGCACUUCACUUGGUGGUAUUAAUAUUUUAAUGCUGUUCUUAGGGUUUGUAAUCCAAGUGAGUAUAUAUAUAUAUAUACAUUUUAAGACCUGACCAGGAACGACUGCGAAAAAUGCAGCACAAGGUCCUCUGGUAGGAAUCGCAGGGCCGUAGGUUCAAUUCCUACCAGAGGACUUUAAGAAGAAUUUCGACGUUUCGAGCGAAGGCGCUUCGUCUGGAGUUACUGUACCCGUUACCCAGUAACUCCAGAUGAAGGGCCGUCGCUCGAAACGUCGAGUUUCUGCUUAUUUUUUAAGGUAGUAAUAUAACCAUUCAGCACAGCAUACCUGCAAGGUAGGGAUUGCUGCGGGCAUUAAAAGCAAAUAGAACUACAGUAAAAAGCACAUUAUAUCAAUGAUUACUCGCAGCGUCUAGUGAGCUGUGAAUGGAACUGAGAAGAAGCAAUAUACAUUGAAAUAGCAAGUGUCAUGCAAGUGUCAAGUAGGGGUGCAACGGAUUUCAAAUCCGGCCGGACUUCACCUUAAAAAAAUCACCAACAAUGGGAUAAACCAUCAAUUUGGCAGCUUUAAAGUUAAAAAAAAACCACUUAUAUUAUUAUAAAAUAUUAAGUUAUUAACAAAAAGAUGUUUAAAAAAGGUUUAAACACAAUAAAAAAUCUAAACUGACACUAACUAAAAAUAGUAAAAAACAUAAACCGUCAUUUUGAAUACUGAUUUAUCCCCAAUUGUCCCCAUUACUGGUUUAUCUCAAAUCCGGCCGGAAUUUUUGUCCAAAUCCGGUAAAUCCGGUUCCGGCUGGAUUUGAAAAUUCCAAAUCCGGUGACCAGAGGUUAAAGGGCAAUCAGAGGUGACAUACAUGUAUAUUAAACAUGUGCGUCUCAUUGAAAUACAGGAAAUUAAGGAUCAGAUUUCAUAUCAAGUCUUUUUAAUGCUAGGCGCAUCUACUGUACCACAUUCCGUGAUUAUAUAGACUAUAUACACAGAUUUAUCACACUAAGAAACCAAAACUUGAUAAAAAUAUAGAACUGAUAGUGGCCAAAGUCCAAAACAAAUGUAAGCGUAAGUUGCGUAACAUUAGACUUGAGAAAGCUUUAGAAAUUCGAUAAAAAUUCGAAGACUCGAGCGAGUUUAAAAUUUGUGUUCUGCGCAUAAAAAGCGCGCACGACCACAAUUCCAUGCGCUUAAUAAAAUUUAGUUCAAAACCCCCUCUCUGCAUAUAUUAGGCUGCUGCUACGCUCGCUCGCUUCAGGCUCGCUCGCUCGCUCGCUCCGCAGCAAUUAAUUAACUAAUCCAAGUCUUAAGCCUGGUUCACAUUGACCGGCGAUGUUCUACGAUCCAUUGUCUGUGAGCAACGAAGAAGAAAAUGCACAAAACAUUUUAUGCAUCAAUGACCACCGACAAUAGGCAUCGCCGAUGUUUACGAUCAAUGUGAACCAGGCUUUACUUCUGGUCCAUAGGGAAAUUUUUUUCUUGUAUAAUGGGAACUGAAUGCCAUUCCUCUAGUCUUUAUAGCUCUCUCCUCUGCAUAGGCUUUGAGUUGCUUAGAACAUGAAAAUCUGCGGAGGAUUGAGUCUUUUUAGUAGUUUUCCACAGUUGUCUGUAUACUUGUAUACAUCAUACAUACUUAUUUCUCAUAGUUCUCUCACAAUGCGAACUAUCAUGGAUGAGUUUAAGAAGAAAUAUGGUUUGGACUCAAUAAACAAGGAUCUGAAAUCUCAAGUCAGAGCAAAUGUUGACAAAGUGUUUGUUGAAAUAAAUGAGCAAGAAGGUAACUUGAGCCUCCAACAGUAAUGGACUAUAGCUGUUAGAGGACUAGCUGGGAGAGUGAAUUUGUGCUCAGUUCUCAAAUCUUGCUCAGAUAAUCCGGCCGGUUGUAUAAAAAAAGCGAUUAAAGUUAACUAUGAUUAAGUGCAAACGUCAUCCAAUAAGAAGCGCCUAUCUGAAAGUUAAUCACUAUUUGAAAAUAGUGAUUAAAAAAGUGAUUAAGAGUUUUUGUACAACCAGCCCCUGAGAUUUAAGUUAACGCUAAUUUACUUACAGAAUAUCAAGUUUACUAGUUGUGUGUGUGUGUGUGUGUGUGUGUGUGUGUGUGUGUGUGUGUGUGUGUGUGUGUGUGUGUGUGUGUGUGUGUGUGUGUGUGUGUGUGUGUGUGUGUGUGUGUGUGUGUGUGUGGGAGAGGUGAUUGCUGAUUACCCCUGUCCCCCCUUCCCCUAAUGUCUGCCUGUGAUCUAGAAACCAUUUGUGAUGACCAACCUCUGUAGAAACAAAAUAGUUUGGAUUUAGGACAGUUGUAUUGAAAGUGAUUUCCGGACACUUUCUAUUAAUGAUUAAACCGAAAUACUGCAACAGUACUUGCAACUGUUGAAUGAAACAAAAUUAUAACUUUUAAUGCAUAAAUAUGUUUGAAUGCGAGGUGAUAUUAAAAGUUUGCAAUGAUUAAAAUUUUGCCGUAUGUAAAUUUUGCCUGUUUUGAUUUCAAUUCUAGAUAAUGGAAAUGACAGAGAGAAGACACCUGUGAAGGCAAAUGCGCAGAAAUCUACAAAAACGAAAAAUAAACGAAAAAGGGAAGAAAGUGAAUCCAGUGAAGAAAUGAGUGGCGAAUCAUGUGAUGAGAAGGACAAAAGAAAGAAAGUAAAAAAAACAAAGAUUGAAUGCAGCGGUGAAUCAGAUGAUUUUGUGAAUGAAAGUAAGAUAUCUCAAGACAAAAACAGCAGUGGUAAGAAAUCAGUCAAGAAACAGAAAGAAAUGAAACGUAAAGGCAGGAAUGAAGUUUCAAAAAUCUUGUUUGGCGGGGAUGAGAAGAAAAGCCGAAAUGUAGUUGAAGCGAGAAGUACAGAUGAAGCGAGAAGUACAGAUGAAAGCGAGGACGAAGUGGUGUUGAUCAAUGAUGAUAAAACAUGGGAGAAUAAAAAGAAAACGAUGAAAAAUAACACGACAAAAAAUCCAAAGGACAUUAAAGGUCCUAAAGGAAAGCAAGAAAACAGUACAGAUGAAAGUGAUCAGGAAAUGUCUGUAAAGGAAAGUAAAGCAAGUUCUGGAAAGAAAAAGCAAAAAGAAAGUAAUGAAGCAAGUAAGAAUGACGGUCUUUCGGAAGAUGAUAGCUUAGUGGCUCUGAAAAGUAAACUGCAAAAAUUUGAAUAUUCAGUUGAAAACAGAGAUGAGAGUGAAGGAAGUGACAAGGAGAGAAGUAAAACGACAAAGAAGCCGAAACUAGCGAAAAGGGAAAAAGAAGUUGACAAAGCAGAUAAUACGGGGUCUUCUGAAGAUGAUUUUGCAGAAAGUUCUACAAAGGGACAAAAGAGGAAACAAAGCAAUGAAAUGGUUAAAAAUGACACAGAUGAUGACAGUGAUGACAACUUAAUGGCUCUGAAAAGUAAAUUAAAAACUUUUGAGAAUUCGGUUGAUACAAAAAAUAAUAAACAAAACUAUAGCGAUAGUGAGAGCGAUGAAAGAUGUUUAAAAAAGCCAAGUACCAAGAGUUCUGGUGAUUCGAGUUCUGGAAAAAAGAAAAGAAAAAAGAGUACUGAUGAUGACAGUUCUGAUGAGGACCGCGUGGUCAUUGAGAAAAAGAAACGCGGGUCUAAUUCUUCUGGAAAGGUUGGUGUAGGUUUUGUAGUAUAUAAAGGGAAGGUUGCGGUUAGAGGGAUAAAAAUAUUUACAGCAAAAUGUUCUAACAAAAAAAUACAUUAGACCAAAAAAAAUAUGUUGGUUUCCGGUUUCCCGACCGGAAAUGGAUCAUGCGCAUUGUAUCAUGUUAUGUUUGUAAGUGUUUCCACUAAUAGACGAAAACGUUUGUGGAAAAAAGAAAUUUGAGACAACAUUAGGGACCGGAAAUUUAUCUUUGGAUGUGGAAGCACUGACUAAACAAAAUGGCGUCCAGUUGUUAGGAAAAUUUAAAAAAAAAGUUUAAAAAAAAAGGUUAAAAUCGACCUACCCUACGUAAGUUUUUACAAGAAGUAAUAGGAAACCCACAUAUUGUUUUUGGCCUUACUAAUUAACAAUUAUUCGCCGAAGGCGAGGUGAUUAUCGGUGAAAAACCGAGACGAAGUCGAGGUUUUUAUUCACGAUAAUCACCGAGCCUGAGGUGAAUAAUUGUUUUAGUAUAAUUUCAUAGGUGAUUAUUUGGAAAAAAUAAAAAAAUGCACAUUUCUUCGUCUUUUAAUUGACAAAACGGCUUCGGCCGCCAUUUUGAAAAUCGCUUAGGUGAUUAUCGCGUAAUAAUCACCUCAACGGCAACCAAUCAGCGUGGAGAAUUUUCAAUAAUCACCACCUAUGUAAUUAUACUAAACACCCAUAUCCCGAAAAUUAAAAUUACAAAAAACUGCAGGAACUGUUUUAAUAUACAAAGGAAAAUAAUUAAAUUAAUAUUUGUUAUAAAGUGAUGGUUCAGUUUUUAGAUUGUUCUUGAAGAUAGUAAUUCUCAACGAUAUAUUUAAUAGGAAGAUCGGAAGUCAAGCCGUAAUAAAGACGACAGUUCAAAAUUGAAGGGUUUAAAACGUUAUUCAUGGAAAUGUGGAAUGCGUCUAACGUACAUCAAGUUUUUUGACGACUGUCGUUCAAUGAAGGCAAAAGAACGUAAACUGGAGAAGCACAUCAAGGAAAUAACUGCAAUUGAAGGUUUGUUCACGCGAUUUACGUCUUCAGGGUUCGUACACGUUAGGGAGAGUAAAAUUCAAGAAAUUUUCUAAGAACUUUCACGGCCAUGUGUGAGAAAUUCAAGGACUAAAGCGCUGAAAAGAAGACGUUAGAAAUAAGUAACAAACGAAGUUGUAUACAGCUAUUUCAAUUAAGGUUGUCCACGAGCAAAGCGGAAAAGUCGAAUACGAGCGUGAAAGGCUGCUGGGAAUCGCUAAUAAAUUCAUUAAUUUUUAGCGAUUCCCAGCAGCCUUUCGCGCUCGAAUUCGACUUUUCCGCUUUGCUCGGGCGACAACCUUAGUUGAAAUAGCUGUAUAACUGUUACAAACGAAGUUGUAUAUAACUGUUUAUAUGUCAGUUUGA